Molecule: messenger RNA, 2311 nt
Organism: Toxorhynchites rutilus septentrionalis
Lineage: Eukaryota; Metazoa; Arthropoda; Insecta; Diptera; Culicidae
Gene: Gnptab
Product: N-acetylglucosamine-1-phosphotransferase subunits alpha/beta
Exons: 4
Coding region: 256-2235 (659 amino acids)
Biological process (GO): carbohydrate phosphorylation; N-glycan processing to lysosome
Cellular component (GO): Golgi apparatus
Molecular function (GO): calcium ion binding; UDP-N-acetylglucosamine-lysosomal-enzyme N-acetylglucosaminephosphotransferase activity
Source: RefSeq, a predicted model, not a curated record
CAUUUCAUUUAUUUAGUUGCUGUUGUAUUGAUGUAUCAGAUACUGAUAGCUGAAUAAACUGAUAUAAACUGUGAUAAACAUCGUCCGACAAAUGAAAUGCAUUUAUUCCUAAAAUACAGUCUUGUUUAGAGUUGUUUAUAGAACUUCUGACCCUUUCCAUCAAUAAUAAAUUGCAGCACUAGUUUAGGUGAUAAUGUUGGCGAAAUGCAAUACUCCUGCGACAGCAUAUGAGCCAAAUUUGAUUGCGGCUGAAAAAUGCUUCCAAUCAGUUCUAUAGCAAUGAAAUCCUGCUUCAUAUCCGGGCUUUGGAGAACUUUUCGAAUCCGAUGUUGUUUCUUCAUAGUACUCGCUGUGGUUACGUUCUUGUAUCUUUUGACGAAUCUGAACACAGCAACGGAACAGUGCGUGAAGUGUUACGAUACCUUGGAUGUUGUCUAUACGUGGGUGAAUGGUAGCGAUCAGCUCUUUCUGGAAAGGCUGAAACUGUACUCCGAUUCAAGAGAUAAAGCACGUUAUGACGAUAAGAAUGAACUCAAAUACUCGCUAAGAUCCCUGGAAAAAUACGCCCCGUGGGUAAGGAAAGUGUAUAUCGUAACCAACGGACAAAUCCCCUUCUGGCUUAAUCUGGAUUGCCCAAAAAUACAAUUGAUUCAACAUUCAGAUAUCGCAGACGAGGAAGCAAUACUUCCGACCUUUUCCAGUACAGCAAUCGAAACGUUUAUUCAUCGAAUACCAGGACUUUCGAAAAAUUUCCUCUAUCUCAAUGAUGACAUCUUCCUGGGUGCACCGUUGUAUCCUGAUGAUUUGAUAACCCUGUCCGAGGGAGUAAAAGUUUUCACUGCGUGGUUGGUACCUGAUUGUGCCAAAGAUUGCCCGUGGAUGUUUGUUGGAGAUGGAUCCUGUGAUAGUCAUUGUUACGUAGAAGAGUGUCAGUUCGACGGAGGCGAUUGUGACCAUCCCGAUUACAGGGAUCAUUCACAUGAGCUUGUGGAUUACAGCAUGUCGACAGAAGGUGAGGAUACUUUCAUUGAGGUGCCAAGGACUGUCACCAAAGGGGCGAUGAAAACCGAAAACGUUCGAAGCAUCUAUGAAAUAUUCCAUCGAUCGAACCGUUCUACCAAACAAAUUGUGGAUAAAUUCAAUCAAGAUAAAUUAAAAAGCACUAAACAGAAAAAUACUUUUGGAAGUAACAAAGAACGUUACUCUGAAGGUGAAAAGACUAUGAGUAACUCACAGGAUAUUUUUGCCCGCUCGCUCAUCCAUACUAAUAGGAUUUUCAACAGCGCAUAUGGAUUCAAAAAUAGAAAAGUUCUAGCACAUGUUGGAUUUCUACUGAACAUCGAUAUCAUAGAGUCCAUGUUAAGUAAAUUUCGUCAGGAAUUUGCACUUACUAAAAGGCACCGUUUUAGAGAGAAAAAUGACAUGCAGUAUGCUUUCACUUAUUAUCAUUUUUUGAUGGGUGAGAGCAGAAACAAAACCAUUUCCGAAAUUUUUGACGAUUUUGAUACAGACAAAUCCGGUACUUGGUCGGAUCGAGAAAUUCGGACGCUUCUGGCGAAAAUCUACAAUCUUCCUCUUGAUUGGUCAGCUGUACGAUAUUUUGAGGAAGUUGUUACAAACUGCUCUCUACAACAAAACAAUUUCCUGCCCCUGGAGCAUCAGCCGGAACAGAAAAUGAUUUAUCCUACCUUGGUAUAUGAACGAUACGAAGAUUCAACAAUCCCCACGGUGACUAAAAAGUUGGUUAAUGAGUGUCACGAAUUGACCGACAUGAUGCGAACAAACUUUGGCCAGGUGCCUCUGUAUAAAUUUCACAUCAAUCAGAAAACGGGAAUGUACAGUAACUUCAAAAUGCUCACCUCAAACAUCACCCACGUAGUAGAUGCUCUGGAUGAGUUGCGAAAGAAUCCUAAGAAAUUCAAUUGCAUCAACGAUAACCUUGUGGAGAAUAAUCCCGAAGAAAACCUAUUGAUCUCAGCCCUGUUGGAAGAUUUCUAUUUGUCCCUGUUCCCGGUAAGCAGCCAGUUCGAGCUGACCCACAACUAUCGUAAUAGAUUCCAGUAUUACGAUGACUAUAAAGCCUGGCUUACCAGAAAAAUGCUCUUCCGAAAUGUAGUGUACGGAGUUUGCCUAUUGGUAUUUGUAAUUUGCACUAAAAUGCUCUGUUUUCGACAUAAAGGUAAAUUUGCCCGUACUUUGGCAUUCCUGAGCAACCGAGAUUAUAAUGCAAUCUAACAACUCGAAUUCAGUUUCAUAUUUACAUUUUUUUUUGUACAGUGUGACGUUUUAAUAAAAAUUCGAACAAACUAUA